Pimephales promelas (fathead minnow) is the source of this 3324-nucleotide messenger RNA. Lineage: Eukaryota; Metazoa; Chordata; Actinopteri; Cypriniformes; Leuciscidae. The record is from RefSeq and is a predicted model, not a curated record.
CUGAAAGGAAAUGUUUAUUUUCAGACUACAGGCUCGUGCAGCAGGAGUGUGUUUGCGUUUGUAGAUUGUUUUGUUUAGACGUGUUGUGGUGAAGUGUUUCUUUAGAAGUAUUUCAUGAAUUCAUCUGUCGGAUUUACAGCGCAAGUUUUUGGAUGUUUACUUCAGUUUGAUCUAAUCACCGUUAACCCGGAGCGAUCGACACUGAAAACAGAAACGCGACUCCUGAACGUGUCUGAUCUCUGAUGGAGUUGUUUACUUCAAUAAAAAAGUUUUUGCAGAUGUGUAAAGGGACCGGAUCUGGAAUGUAAACCCGAGACCGGUGAACACAUGAUUCCUAUUUUGAUCGGUGUAUUCUUGUGUGAAGAGCGCGUCCCCGCGUCAAUGAUGAUGCUUUACCCGGAGAGACUGAAGUAAAGGAGUGUGUUUCCCGGUCAUGUGUUCAGUGAGAGCUCUCCAGGACUGGUGUCGAGAUGUUUGUGAAGGCUAUUCUGAUGUUCAGAUCACAGAUAUGAGCUCCUCAUUCACAGAUGGACUGGCUUUCUGUGCGAUCAUCCAUAAGCACAGACCCGAUAUACUAGAUUUCCACUCUCUGUCCAAACACAACAUCUACGAGAAUAUGCGUCUGGCGUUUGUGGUUGCGGAGCGAGAGCUGGGAAUUCCUGCUCUGCUGGAUCCGGAUGAGCUGAUGUGUGUGGAAGAGCCGGAUCUUCUGUCCAUCAUCACUUACGUCUCACAGCUCUACUGUGUCUUCAAUGGAAAACCCCUCGAUAGUCAGACGAUUCCUGUGAAGGCUGAACCUCGCAGAACCAUAAGACAAGAACAGACUCACACUCAGUUCUCAUCAGAUGGGAUUAGAUCUUCAGAUAAAAGUGUCUGUAGUGUCUGUCACACACGUGUUCAUCUCAUUCAGAGGGUUUUUGUGAAGGGACACUUGUAUCACCGCUCCUGCUUCAGAUGCAGUCGCUGCCGUCGGUCUCUGCUACCGAUGUCUUUCACAGAAGACAGUGAGACAGGUUUACUGCAGUGCAGUUAUCAGUGCAAACCUGUUCCUGAACACGACCGGCCCGCAGAAAGAGACAGAGACAGAAGUGAGACAAACAGAGAAAGAAGUGAGACGAACAGAGACAGAAGUGAGACGAACAGAGACAGAAGUGAGACGGACAGAGACAUAAGUGAGACAAACGGAGAUAGAAGUGAGACAGACGGAGAUAGAAGUGAGACGAACAGAGACAGAAGUGAGACAGACAGAGACAGAAGUGAGACGAACAGAGACCAAAGUGAGACAGAAGGAGACAGAAGUGAGAUGAACAGAGACCGAAGUGAGACGAACAGAGACCGAAGUGAGACAGACAGAGACAGAAGUGAGACGACCAGAGACCGAAGUGAGACAGAAGGAGACAGUGAGACGAAAAGAGACCGAAGUGAGACAGACGGAGACAGAAGUGAGACAGAAGGAGACAGAAGUGAGAUGGAUGGAGACGUGAUCAGUGAACAUCUCUCCACAUCAUCGGAGAUUGACAAACAAGAACCUCCCAAACCUGCUCCCAGAAAGAGGGUGGAGCCUCAGGAACCUGCUUGCCCCGCCUCCAAAUCACAGGACCGUCAACCUGACAAAGUCUCGUCUCAGCGAGUCGUCCGUAAGGAUCAUCCCUGGAGGAAGAUUGUUGAACCGGGUCCCUGGUAUCGUCUUCCUCCGACUCAGUCCGCUCACUCCCGCCACUGCCCCGCGACCUUUAACCCCUUCCUGGAGGACGACAAGGAAAAGUCAAAGGAUGAAGAGCAAAACCCUUUAGGUUUCAAAACUUCCGUUGCACACAAACCACAAGCCUCAUCUUUGGUUCCCAGCAUGCAUCAGGCUGCAGCUCCUGCCCACGGUUUCCCACUCAUCAAGAGGAAGGUGAGCACAGACACACUCGUGUCAGAGAAGGAGGUGUGUAAGGAGCAGAAGGAGCUGCAGGAGCAUCUGCUGAAGCUGGAGAAGAGAGGAGUGCAGAUGGAGAGAGAGAUGAGGAGACGAACGGAUGAGAAUCUUCUAGUCGACUGGUUUAUUCUGAUUCAUAAGAAGAACAUGUUAGUGCGCAGAGAUGCAGAGCUGGUGUAUAUGUUGAGACAGCAUCGUCUGGAGCAGCAACAGACUGAUGUAGAGUUUGAGCUCAGGUGUCUCUUCAACAAACCAGAACAAGACUGGAGCUCUGAUGACCGACAGCAGGAACAUCAGCUCAUGUCACACCUCCUGUCAAUCAUCCAGCAGAGGAAUGACAUCAUCAGCAGCCUGGAUCUAGACAGACAGAGGGAAGAGGAGGAGGACAUGAUGCUGUCUGCUGUGAUCCAGAGGACAGACCUCCUGGCACAGAAGGACCAACAGCUGGACAAAUUCAACAGGACGUUUAAAGGCCUUCAGAUGUUCAAGACGUCCAGCUGUAAAACUAAAAACAGCAGCAGAAAGAAAAGCAGCUGAAGGAGAGAAAGAGACUGAAGAUCAAGGGUCUCAAACUCAGAUCCUGGAGAUCACUGUCCUCCAACCUGAAUCAAGCACACCUGGAACAGCUGAUCAAGGUAUUCAGGAUUACAAGAACGUUCCUGUAAACUCUGCAGGAUGUUGGUCCUCCAGAAGCUGAGCUUCACACGUAUGCUGUAGAUGCUAAUUCAAUAAUGCAGAGCAAGAAAAAAAAAGGUCUUAAACACUCUAAAACUGUGUUGACAGACACCAGAUGAGUCCGUCAAAGCGGAUAAUCUGGAUCCACUUGUCUUGCCUUGAAAGUAGUGCCUUCAAUAUGUCAGAAACAGACUGACCGUUUACUGUCGGUGACUUUACGAAUCCAGUGUAGACAGCGUGAAAACCUGCCAUGGAAGUGUAUCGCUUCCAUAGCAGUGUCUUGUCUCAUUGGUGAAACAAACAAUAACAUCAUUGAACAUUCGGCGUUCCUUUGUAAAAGCCAGAUCCGCUCAAGGACAACAUCACAAGCCACUUUGUAUAGACUGGUCAGAGGUGGAGAUGUAAGCUUUUACAAUUCCCCUUUAAGAUUUAUAUUGCGAGGGCAUGUCAUGGACAUUUAAUACCACCCAAAUAGUCAAUUUUUUAUACAGUUCUGCACAUAUGUAAUGUAUAUCAAAUGUGUUUUUUGUUUGUUUUAUAGUUUCUUUUCUUUGGUGUUUAAUGUGAGGACUGCAAAGCAAGCUUUUCUUUGCACUGUGUAAAUUUCACUCAAUACAUAUAUAAGUAAAUGUGCUUUGCUUCAAAUUUGCGUCAAAUAGACGUUUAGAAGAUGUCAGUUUAACAUGCAUUCUAACUCAUUGCAUCUUAGAGACAUCUUCUAAACGUCU